UCCUUCUGUCCUAGCCAGCAAAGCAACAGCUACCCCCCAACUCAUCAGAGAGAGUCAGAACAUAAAGAUGGAUAACAUUGCUGAUGCCAGGAUAGAAAACAAGGGGGAAAGGAAGCCAAUAAAGCAGAACACACUGAGCAAAGCUGGGAAGAGAGUCUGCAGAGCUGUUGGGUACAUCAGUGGAGAUAUGAAGGAAUUUGGAGCCUGGCUAAAAGAUAAACCUCUCAUGAUCCAGUUUAUUGACUGGGUGCUGCGUGGGAUAUCCCAGGUGAUGUUUGUCAACAAUCCCCUCAGUGGGCUUAUAGUAGUUGCUGGUUUCCUGGUGCAGAACCCAUGGUGGACACUCACAGGCUGUUUAGGAACAGUUGUCUCAACUUUAACAGCACUUAUCCUGGGUCAGGACAGAUCAGCCAUAGCAGCAGGCCUGCAUGGCUACAACGGGGUCUUGGUGGGAUUGCUCAUGGCCAUCUUCUCUGCUAAGGGAGACUACCACUGGUGGCUGCUACUGCCAGUAGCACUGGUGUCCAUGGUGUGCCCUCUUUUCACCAGCGCUGUAGGCUCGGUUUUCUGUAAGUGGGAUCUGCCUGUUUUGACCUUGCCUUUCAACUUGGCCUUGACCCUCUAUCUGGCUGCAUCAGGACCACAUAACCUCUUCUUCCCUACAACUGCCAUUCAGCCAGCAACAGCAACACCAAACAUCACCUGGGCGGAUGCUGAAAUUCCAAUGCUCCUGCAAUCCAUUCCAGUUGGAGUGGGUCAAAUUUAUGGAUGUGACAACCCCUGCACUGGGGGAAUCAUCUUGAUUGCUUUAUUUAUCUCUUCUCCACUCAUUUGUCUGCAUGCAGCACUUGGAUCAGCAGUGGGGAUGCUGGCAGCGCUGAGCUUAGCAACACCUUUCAGCACAAUCUACUCUGGCUUGUGGGGCUACAACAGCUCCCUCGCGUGCGCGGCCAUCGGGGGCAUGUUCUACGCCUUCACCUGGCAGACACAUUUGCUGGCCAUCGCCUGUGCAUUCUUCAGUGCCUACCUGGGAGCAGCACUGACUAACAUGUUGUCUGUGUUUGGGGUGCCGUCAGGAACAUGGUCUUUUUGUUUGUCUGCAUUGACCUUCCUGUUAAUAACCACUAACAACGCUGCCAUCUACAAGCUGCCACUCUCCAAAGUGACCUAUCCAGAAGCCAACCGAGCUUACUACCUGAGGAUAAAGAAAAAUCAGAGGUCUUGUUGUGAGGUAUAAAGACCCAAGAAGAGAGCUACUUUGAAGAUUUUAAGGCAAGAGCACAAAGUGUUUCCCAAAAGAAAAAAAAAAAACAAAGCCAAAAGACAAAAAAAAAAAAAAAAUCACCAUCUUCUGAAUGGAGAGACUUUUUCCAUGGCACUUGUUUUGUCCUGAUUAGAUAGGACUGUGUUGUGUUGUGUUGUGCUGCGCUGGAAAGACUUUUCCCAAGACCAGUAUGUACUGAUUUAAAAGCAUAUAUUCUUUAAAAGACACUUGAAUUUCAAGCAAGGGGAAAUCACUUGGAAGUUGAAAAGAAAAAUGUGUUGGUGAACUCUGAGUCACAGCAAUUGGAUGCAAAGCGACAAGGAGCAGAGCAUCCCUCAUCAUCUGAUAAGACUCCAAAUUAAUGGCUAAAUCCAACUUAAACUAUCAAUAGGAUACAUCUUAGAGAGAUUCAGUGUAGCAGAGAAGUGGAACAAAGCAUAUCCUUUGCUAACUAGAAGUUAGGUGGUGAAGAAUUCUACUGAAGAUCUCUCAAGCUGAGUGGAGAGUGAUGUGUGCUACCAAUCAUCACACACGAGAUGAACACAGAUAAAUUGCAGACAACGUUGCUAAUGCUUGCAAGACUUGUGAUUUGUGGUAAAAGUCACAAAAAGGGCAGUGAGGGAGUGUCUGUCAGCUCCAGCUUUUGUACUUUUAAUUCGCCCUUGGCUCCAAACCUUUGUGGAAAAAAAUGUUUCAGGCCUACCUAGUUGCAUAAUAAUAAUAAUAAUAAUCUAUAAACCCAAGGCCAGGAAAAGAAAUGCCAGUCUCUGUUUUUCUUAAUACUUGAAUUUAGGCAUGGGGUUGCAGUGGAGGGGAGAGCAGCAGUGUCAUUGCCGCCCCUUUCCUAGUUCAGCCUGUGCACAAGUGGAACUCAUUCGAGCUGAAUUUCAUGACCAACCCCCCUACACCAGCCCCCUCAGCACGUAAAUACCAAGCAGCAAAAUGCUGCAUGGUCCCAGCCUGCUGCUGAAGUUGCUGCUCUGCCAUUUCUCUCCACCUCACUAUGGGACUGGCAGGUCUGGUGGGCUGAUGUAUGAAGCAGAGCUCUGCAGAGCCUUGCACCACCUCUGCACAGGCUGUGGGGUCUGCAGACAGGGAAGGAGGAAGCUGGCCUUGACCCCAACAGGUUGGUCACCUCAGUAGGUUUUAUCUCAGCCACCUUUCUGUCUGGCUCAUCAAGGCCCUUUAUCCCAUGAUGAAGCUGACAUCCCCACCAUAAAUAGUCUGUAUGCUCAGGUCCUUCCGCUGGCAUUAGCCACAUUAGCCACAUUAGUCACAGAAUCACACAAUGGUUUGGAAAGGACCUUUACAGAUGAUCUAGUCCAACCCCCCUGCCAUGAGCAGGGACAUCUGCAACUAAAUCAGGUGCUGUUUCUGCUGGGAAAGUAGAUCAAAACCUGUUCAUCUUGUGGCAGACGAAAUAAACAGUAGCCUGUGAAUAGUGUUACUGCUGAUUUUUUGAGGGUAGGGAAAAAAAACAUGUCUUUUUACUAUCACCAAAAGGUCUGAGUGAAAAAUAUUUGAGAUUAACUGCUGGCAGUAUUUUCUCAUGAAGUGCUAGGUUUUCAGAUGUUUGACAGUAUUUCUGUAUGACUGACACUCCAGAGAUUACUUGUAAAAUGUACCAUUUGCUGUGUAUUUCUUGGUAAAUAUCUUCAUAAUAUUGUGUGGAGCUGAGUUUUCAAACAAAUAAUAUCAUAGAAUCAUAGAAUGGUAAAUAUUCAUGGUUUUUAGAGUUUGGUAUGCAUUUUUCUCCAUUUAUCAUCACUAAGCUCUCCCAAAGACUUGUCAUCUUGUAAAUAAGUAGUCUAGAAAACACUGGAAAAUAAAAUUGUGAACUGAGUGUAUGGGGGAUAUCUGGGAAACUUUUAGCUUCUGCUCUUUGUACAUAUGGUGUUUUGCUGCAUCAAUAACUUAUUAAAUGUGCAAGUGCAAAGUCUGUUUCUGUACAGGGGGCAAGAUGAUCUGAAGGCACAGUGUUGUGCCUGCAGAGCUACAGCUGGGGCUGGAAACCUCCUGGAGACCAUAUGAUGACUUUUUCCAAGAGGAGAUGCUGGAGGGGGCCCCAAGAUUGGGGUUAGAUAGGGUCAUAUUCUGUCCAGAGGAUGCACUUCUCCACCAUGUGUAUCCCAGAUGGGCAAACCUACCAGGGUUAGCUUUCACUGUCAUGUCAAAAUCUUCACUCAGGUAUGGGCACACACUUUAUGACCAGUGCAAAUCAGCAGAUCUUCUCUGACUGCUGCUAUUUCAGCUUGCUUUUGCUGAGCAACAGCGACAUUUUGGCAGUGCUGUAAAGAAACCAUAUGCACAGAACCAGAAGACAACAAAAGAUUAACAGCCAUGUCUCAGCCAUUAGAAAGACUUUCCAUGUCAUUCAGAAUUAAUUCUACAUUUUACACUAUGCAGAAAAUUCAUUCUUCCCAUCACCCCAUGCUAAAUAACAGUUAUUGGGUAAUUUGACGUGCAUGCAGAAUAUGCAUAGCAUUUUUUUUUCCCAUUAUUGUUCAUAAUGCAGAUUUUGCUAACAGGAUUGAUUUAUCUUCUUACUGAAACUGUACUCUUUUAUUUUCU
Apus apus (common swift) is the source of this 3835-nucleotide messenger RNA. RefSeq names its product urea transporter 2-like. Gene Ontology annotation, cellular component: membrane. Bases 68 to 1237 code for a protein of 389 amino acids. The transcript is spliced from 9 exons. NCBI's taxonomy places the organism in Eukaryota, Metazoa, Chordata, Aves, Apodiformes, Apodidae. Gene Ontology annotation, biological process: urea transmembrane transport. The record is from RefSeq and is a predicted model, not a curated record. Gene Ontology annotation, molecular function: urea transmembrane transporter activity.